Xyrauchen texanus (razorback sucker) is the source of this 480-nucleotide messenger RNA. Its product is annotated as period circadian protein-like. The transcript is spliced from 2 exons. NCBI's taxonomy places the organism in Eukaryota, Metazoa, Chordata, Actinopteri, Cypriniformes, Catostomidae. Bases 1 to 480 code for a protein of 159 amino acids. The record is from RefSeq and is a predicted model, not a curated record.
AUGGCUGGGAGUGCAGGCAGCGGCAAGGGAACAGCCUUUGUGGCCGGGAAUGCAGGCAAUGACUGGGGAACAACCUCCAUGACCGUGAGUGCAGGCAGUGCCAGGGGAAUGCCCUCCGUGGCCAUGAGUGCAGGCAGCGACUUGAGAGCAGGAGCCCUUCUCCUCCUCCAUUUCCAGACAGCCGGGAACACUGCUGUGGGAACAGCCUCCAUGGCUGAGGACGCUGGCAGUGGGACCAUCGAGGCUUCAGGCGCUGGCUCUGGGAUGGUCGAGGCUUCGGGCACUGGCACUGGGACAAACAAGGCUUCAGGUGCUGGCUCUGGCACGAAGAAUGCUUCAAGCGCUUCUCUGGGACAGUUGAGGCUUCAGGAACUGUCUCCCUCCCUGCUUGCCGCCUGGCAUGCCCGUGUGUCAAAGGUGGCUUCAGCAGAACAGACUGUGGGAACAGACGGUCAGCCUCCCUCGUCCCCUAUUCCCUAA